Messenger RNA from Trypanosoma brucei brucei TREU927, 2598 nucleotides. RefSeq lists its product as hypothetical. The transcript has a single exon. Lineage: Eukaryota; Euglenozoa; Kinetoplastea; Trypanosomatida; Trypanosomatidae. The coding region runs from base 1 to 2598 and encodes 865 amino acids. The record is from RefSeq and is a predicted model, not a curated record. Gene Ontology annotation, molecular function: protein binding.
AUGUCCGUAGUUCUAGAUGUUGUGACGAGCGACAAUUACGAACCUUCAGAAACCGAGCUUCUGGAGUACGGGAAAUGGCUUGGUAUGGACCUUCCUACCGAUAAGCCAUUCCUUUGGAUUGCGAGGGAAGGACUGAAGGCUCCUCUGCCAGAGCAUUGGAAGGCAUGCCGAAGCGAAAAGGGUGAACUCUAUUACUUUAACUUCAAAACUGGUGAGAGUAUUUGGGAUCAUCCAUUGGAUGAACACUUUAGGGAGUUACUACGGAGCGAGAAGAUAAAUCCUAGUCCUAAAAGCAUCGCAAAUGGCGCCAAAAAACCAGGGCCUGCACUUGUUUCGCCAGCAAAAAAUCUUAGCGAGAGGAGCUCAAAUCAAGAAGAGAGAACUUCAUCGUUAGGAAGCAAAACAAAGUUGCAGGCGCUUAAAACAUUGAAGCAAAAGCGGGAGCUUCCAGAAGAACUUCGGAUUGAUUUUAAGGGUGGAAGUAAUCCAAGCUCGGGUUCUACUGAAAGAAGUCGCACAGCACAGAGGUUGAAAGGCGUAUUAUCGGCCGCGGGUUCAUCUGGUCCCAAAAUACCUCCUUUAUCCCAGACACAGGAAAACGUAAUUCCUCCCACUAUUUCAGGGGAAAAGGCUCUCAUCAGCAAGCCUUUUGCCGUGAAGAAAGCGCCGCAGAGCGAAGAUUCCGAUCCUCUUUCUUGCGGACCAACAGGUGUGUCAGAGGCAAAGACAGGCGCUCCAGCGAACCAAACAGAAGGAGACAUUGGACAAGAAUACCAAAAUCGAAUAAAAUUCCUGAAAGAGGACUUAGAGAACAAAUUCAACAAAGAAAAAGAAAUGCUGGAGAAGCAGUAUGCAUCUGAAACAGAGCAAGUAAUUAAUGAAUUUAUUGCCCGAUCUGAGACCGAGAAGAAGAAGCACCAACUUCUAGAGGAAAAGCACAAUCGGGAAUAUUCUGAAGCAAAGUUGCGUUGGAAAGCUGAAAUAGAGGCCUUAAAUGAGCAAAAAACAAAAGAGAUUGAGGAGAUAAAGAAAAUGGACACACGUCUGUUGGAUGCAAUGAAACAGUGCACAGAAGAGGCAGACAAAUGCGUUUCAGAUUUUAUCAGUACGUAUGAGGAUGCCCGUAACGCUUUAACUAGAGCACUGCAGGGCACUCGCGAGACACAUUUGACUCUAGUUGAACCAUCGCUUUCCAUGCUAAUAGAUCGUGCGCAGCAGUCAUACGACAAGGCCAUAAAAGAUUUAGGUGCCUGUUACGCCUCUGAGAGUGAAAACAUCAAACUCAAAUUUGCUGCGAAUAUCGUGGUGGCUGAAAGAGACGCUAAGGCUGCUGUAGAGGAAAUAAUGAGGCAGAAGGAAAACCGCAUCUCAUUCAUUUCAGAGAACACAAGGCCCACCGCCGUCAUCGGCAAAAAUCGUACGGAAACGCGAGGCACCCAGUGUGAAUGGGAUGAUCUAGAAGAUAUUCAAAAUAAACACACAUAUGCAGAGGGAACGAGUACUGUUUCGUGCAACCAUAACGCAGAUACCAUACAAUCGGUUAAGGAGAUACUUGGCGAUGCGGUUGCAACAUUGAGGGGCACAAGGGAUGAGGAACUCAACGAAUUGAAGGUUCACUUGAGGGAGUUUGCGGAGGAGGAAUUGAGGACCAUAUUUGACAAAAUCAGUCAAGGGCGACAACCUGUGUCCUGUGCCACCAUCGUUGACACCAGGGACGACAUGAACGUGCUGCAGCAUGUAAGACCAGAACCUGUGAAAGACGAAGGAAAUGCUCAAAAAGAUUCCCAUGCUCCUCCCGUCGAGAUUUUGCGAAAGGAGGAUCUCGCCACCGCAGUGUCGGAAGCUUUCGAACGGAUAUUCGUUAAUACGCCUUCAUUUCCUUUCGGUGCCAAUAAGGAAAGCACGCAUGUGGAGGAGCCUGACACUCCGGAUGAAUGCAGAACACCAUCUGUAUUGGGCAUGAAUGCAGUAGGAUUGGAUCAGCAGGUGCGCGGCUUCCCCAUUUCCAUCCAAGACCAAAGGUCUCUGUUGGAAAGUGAGAUAAAGCGCGUUGCUGACAUGAGAAGAAUUAUUGAGAGCCAGCGGACCAAACUAGAGAAACGUCGUACACACCUUCAUACCACCAGGCACCGCUGGAAGCAGGACGUGGUGAUAGCCAAGAAAGAAGGUGUGAAGGCGUCUUCGCAUCAAGGGCAACUACUUAACAAAGUUCGUCACGUAUUAGACGGUCAUAUAAAGAAGUUCGAAUAUGACGAAGCAGUUUUAAGGGGUAGUGAGGAAUGGCUUUUAAUGAAGGAGAGAAGCAUCCACAAGAUGGAGCACCGGAUUAGAGAUGCAGAAAGGAGAAUGGUGUCUAGCGGGGGUGCUGGUAGCCCAGACACUUGCGUCACAACUGGCCAUUGUCUAAAAUGCUUGGGGGUGGGGGAUGAUUGUUCCCUUGUGAGCCACAAUGUAAGGCCGAGGGACACUUUAAUAAUAGCUUACACUCAGACACUCAAUAGAAUUGUGCGACGUUUGGAGAGGGUUGCGGCUGUUAUGCACCACCCGGGGAGAAGACGUCGUUUUCCUACUUCCUACGUGGGUAAAUCGGCUCAUUAA